This is a messenger RNA of Suncus etruscus (white-toothed pygmy shrew), 564 nucleotides long. RefSeq names its product calcium and integrin binding family member 3 (gene CIB3). The coding region runs from base 1 to 564 and encodes 187 amino acids. Gene Ontology annotation, molecular function: calcium ion binding. NCBI's taxonomy places the organism in Eukaryota, Metazoa, Chordata, Mammalia, Eulipotyphla, Soricidae. The record is from RefSeq and is a predicted model, not a curated record. The transcript is spliced from 6 exons.
AUGGGCAGCAAACAGUCCGUGUUCACACACGACCAGCUGGAAGCCUACCAGGACUGCACCUUCUUCACGAGGAAGGAGAUCAUGAGGCUGUUCUACCGCUACCAGGAUCUGGCCCCCCAGCUCGUGCCCCUGGACUACACCAGCUGCCCUGACGUGAAGGUGCCCUUUGAGCUCAUUAUCAGCAUGCCCGAGCUUAAGGACAACCCCUUCCGCCAGAGGAUCGCCAUGGUCUUCUCGGAGGAUGGCGAUGGCCACAUGAGCCUGGACAACUUCCUGGACAUGUUCUCAGUCAUGAGUGAGAUGGCCCCGCGCGACCUCAAGGCCCACUAUGCCUUCAGGAUCUAUGAUUUCAACGACGACGGCUACAUCUGCGCGGGGGACCUGGAGCGGACGGUGGGCCGGCUCACCCGCGGGGAGCUGAGCCCCGAGGAGGUGAGCCUGGUGUGCGAGAAGGUGCUGGACGAGGCCGACGGCGACCACGACGGGCGCCUGUCGCUGGAGGACUUCCAGAACAUGAUUCUGCGAGCGCCCGACUUUCUCAGCACCUUCCACAUCCGGAUCUGA